CUGCCGCCCGCUCUGGCUGAGCAACUGGGCGUAACCGUAGUGCCCGCCAACGUGGUGAUUGACGAUGUCAAUUAUCGGGAUGGCAUUGACCUGACCGCUGACGAAUUUUACCAGCGCCUCGUUGCCGGCCCCCGCCUGCCCACUACCUCCCAGCCUUCCGUCGGCACCUUCCAGGCUGCUUACCAGGAGAUAUUGGAACAGGGAGACGAGAUUGUCUCCAUCCAUGUUUCCAGCAAGCUGAGCGGCACCGUCAACUCGGCGGAGCAGGCAAAGGCAAGUUUGGGAGACUCCGUCCCCAUCGAAGUCGUCGAUUCCCACAGCGCUUCAAUAGCGGUUACGCUGAAAGUGUUGGGCGCAGUUGACGCUGCCCGGCAGUCAAGCUCCCACCGGGAAGUCGCCGACGAGGUGCGGCGUGAUUUGUCCCGGACUACCGCCGUUUUUGCAUUGGAUACCUUGGAAUACCUGCAGAAAGGUGGCCGCGUAGGGAAGGCGCAGGCCUUCGUGGGUUCCCUGUUGAGCGUGAAGCCCAUCCUGACCCUGGUUGACGGCGAGGUGCACCCCCUGGAACGGCCCCGUAACCAUCAGCGAGCCAUGCGUCGCUUGAUCGAAUUGACCCGCGAAAAGGGCCAGCCCGUCCGCUUGGGCGUGAUCUACAGUACGGAGCAGGAAUGGGCAACCGAGAUUCGCAGCAGCCUGAGCGACUUGCUGCCCGAAGAGGAAAUCGUGACCGCCCGGUUCGGCCCCGCCCUGGGCACCUACGUUGGCCCGCGGGCCGUCGGCGUGGCGCUAACGGUUGCUGAAUAG
Messenger RNA from Geodia barretti, 804 nucleotides. Lineage: Eukaryota; Metazoa; Porifera; Demospongiae; Tetractinellida; Geodiidae. The record is from the annotation of a GenBank genome assembly.